Messenger RNA from Halteromyces radiatus, 1780 nucleotides. RefSeq lists its product as uncharacterized. Gene Ontology annotation, molecular function: protein binding. Lineage: Eukaryota; Fungi; Mucoromycota; Mucoromycetes; Mucorales; Cunninghamellaceae. Bases 113 to 1780 code for a protein of 555 amino acids. The record is from RefSeq and is a predicted model, not a curated record. The transcript is spliced from 4 exons.
AAAAGUUUUUUUUUUUUUUUUAUUCUUCCAGAAAAAAAGAAAUUCUAACUUUCUUUUUCUUCCUUCUUAUUAUUUUGUUUUUUUUAUUUUUUUUUAAAAUAGACAUCAUCCGAUGGUUCAGUCAGUACAAGAAACACAGGAUGAAUUAGAUAAAGCACUUGAAACAUCGUGCAUGAUUGAUGACACAACAAAGAAGACCAAAAAGAAGAAAAAAAAUAAAAAGAAGAUUGUGCAAGACAUUGAUGACUACUAUCUCAAGACCAUGAUGCCUUACCCAGUGACAUUGAAAGCAACCAAAACCAAAGGACGACAUGCUGUAGCUUCAUGUACCAUCGAUCAAGGGACAACUGUAUGUCUGGAAAAGGCCACAGCGUUUGUUGUUCGAUCUGACUACAUCGAUCAACAAUGUCAUGUCUGUUUAGAUGAUCUUUCCACCAAGAUGAUGUGUUCCGAUUGUAAGAUGGUAUACUAUUGUUCUCAAACAUGUGUGCAAAGUGAUCAUCAUCAUACUCGAGUGUGUGCUUUGUUAUCACAAGUCAUCCCCAUUGGCCAAUCUACCGACGUUGACCCCGAUUUGUUACGAUUGAUGAUUUAUUUAUUGGCAAAACGGCAACAGAAUGAUGAAGAAGAAGAAGAAGAAGAAGAUGGAUCGACUCCUUAUAGAUGUGUCCUUGAUUUAUUAAGUCAUAAAGAAAAUGCCUCACUCGCUUUUAUCAAGGUGGUCACUGACGCAGCUCAACGACUGAUGAUGGAAGAUCCCGAUUUCUUUGCAUCUUUAUCAGUAGAUGACUUAGUGACUCUUGCUUGCAGAAUCAAUUCAAAUGCUCAUGGACUAGGAGAUAAUCAUGCUAGAAAUACCGAUGUUGCUUUAGGCUUAUUCCCAGUGGGUGCUUUAUUCUUCAAUCAUUCUUGUAACCCUAAUGCAGCUUUUGUGGGAUUGGAAAAGGGACAAUUACUCUUUCGAACGAUUCGACCAGUAAAACAGGAUGAGGAAAUUGCUGUCAGUUAUAUUGAUUUAUAUGCAUCUCGUGAUGAACGACGACAGAAUUUGUUGGCGACAAAACAUUUUUGGUGCAAAUGUAAAAGAUGUAGCUCACCCAUGGAUACGUCAGUGGAUCGAUUUUUACAUGGGGUCGUUUGUACACAAUGUACAGAAGAUGUAUAUGUAAUUCCAGCUUCCACCAUUGAAGAUAUCUCUCGAGGACAAACCAAAUUAUACACCACCAAAGAUGAUGAAGUCUGGCCAUGCGCGAAAUGCGGUCAUGUAGCAACAGCAAAAACAGUACGGGAUACAAUUUCACAAGCACAGGACAAGUAUACAAAUGGAAUGAAGUGUAUUCGAAAAGAAAGGAAUUAUCGACGUGCAAGAAAGGAGUUGGAACCCUUGGUCAACACAACACUGGAACCCGGUAAACUUCAUCCUCAAGACGCUAUUCGAUUCAAUGCAUCCAUCCCGUUAAUGAAUUGUUUACGUUACGAAAACGAUAUCAAACGUGCUGCCGAUAUUAACAAAAUCAUCUUGGAUUUUAUGCAAGAACAAGCAAAACAACAUUUGCCUGAAUAUACAUCUGAGGUCGCCGAUUUUUGGCAAAACUUGGGCGAACUUUGUGAUUCUCUGGCCACUCAAUAUCGACAUUCUCUUCCGCCUUUAGAAAAGAAAUGGAACAAGGACGCCCGCAACGCAUUUACCCAGGCAACCAAAGUAAGAUCUAUUGUCUUUGGUCCAAAUCACCCCAAAACCUUAUUAGUUAAAAAAUUUACCACCCAAUCCUCCGCAUGA